Molecule: messenger RNA, 324 nt
Organism: Penicillium pulvis
Lineage: Eukaryota; Fungi; Ascomycota; Eurotiomycetes; Eurotiales; Aspergillaceae
Exons: 1
Coding region: 1-324 (107 amino acids)
Source: RefSeq, a predicted model, not a curated record
AUGAAGGUCCUUGCGAACCUAGCCCUAGUUGCCUACCUGUCGGGGAGCAUUAGUGCUCUCCCAACGCCUGAAGGGUCUUACGGCAAUUCUAUAAUUGCUCGAUCGGAGGCUGUUGCCGAUGGUACUGAAUCCUUCGGCUCGGGUGACUGGAAGAAGCGAGCAGACGAUGCUGUUGAUGGUACUGAUUCCUUCGGCUCUGGCGACUGGAAGAAGCAUGGAGAGGAUGUUGCUGAUGGUACUGAAUCCUUCGGCUCGGGUGACUGGAAGAAGCGAGCAGACGAUGCUGUUGAUGGUACUGAUUCCUUCGGCUCAGGCCCCUGGUAG